This is a messenger RNA of Seminavis robusta, 1141 nucleotides long. The record is from the annotation of a GenBank genome assembly. NCBI's taxonomy places the organism in Eukaryota, Bacillariophyta, Bacillariophyceae, Naviculales, Naviculaceae.
CUGUAUGAAAUUUGAAGUUUCGUUCAAAGCCACGACAAGAUCCAAGAUCGCAAGAUCGCAACCACCAUUCGAUCCUUGACCAUUGCGCCAUGUCCCUCUUUGCCACUCGUCUACGUCUAGCAGCAUCUCCUGAUGCCAUCAAGGAUCUUUCCUUUGCAUGCACAAGGAGAUCCCUGCACCGUGGAAGCAGUAACUUUCCAGUUUCUUCCAGAGCUCAUGGUCGAGCCUUUUCUGCCUCUGGUGGUAGCGACACUACUAGUAGUAAGACCGAUACGGCCCCGUUGGACAUGGCGUCCGGUCCAGUGAAUGGAUUUCAAAUGAACCAAUACGUGAUUGCCUGUACGGCGACUCGUCAGGCCGCCAUUGUGGAUUGUGGUGCUUCCUCGCGACAAGAACUGAAUGCCUUUUUGAAAUGGAUGACGGAAAGAGACUAUCAGCUCACAGCGGUGUGGCAAACGCAUGCUCAUUUGGAUCAUAUCGCUGGAUUGGGGCUUCUUAGUACUACCAGUACUGAUGAUGAUACUGAUGUCAGUAGUAGUGACGUUCCCAUUUACCUGCAUCCCAACGAACGAGAAAUCUACAAGUCAUUUCCACAACGAUGCCAAGAUUUUGGUUUCACCGUAGAAGGUGGAACCGACACGCUGCCAUCCCACGAUGAUCUGACCUAUUUUACACCGGAUCAAACCACCAUGACUCUGGGAAAUUUGACCUUUGACAUUAUUCCAACACCGGGUCAUUCACCAGGACAAGUGGGAUUCUUAUUAUCUGCUUCUUCGUCGUCUGAGCCACCGAUAUUCUUGGGGGGAGAUUUCAUCAUGCAAGGGUCGAUUGGACGGACGGAUUUCCCAACGUCCAGUCCACAAGACAUGGAUGCGUCACUGAAACGAUUUGUGGAAAUUAUGGAUGAGAAAACCGUCAUUUACCCAGGCCAUGGACCACCCACGACACUGGAACGCGAAAAACAAGCCAACCCAUUCUUGCAGCCCUUUCUUUGACUGAUUGAUCGCAGAUCGUAGCAAUCUGGCAAAGAUCCAACUAACUGAAUAGAAUAACCAGCAUAGCGCCAAACACUGAGCUUGACAUAUGCAUCUUUUUGAAAGUUAUCAAUCUACUACUAAGGGUUUACUUCUUAGCACCCCGC